AUGCACACGCUCAUUUCAGGCUCUCUGACCACCAAAUACCGCUUCCUCGCCUUCGCCAGUUUUGCUCUCCUGCUCACCUUCUCCCUCUGGGCCUGGCAAUGGCCGACCGCCGCCCCCGAACCAACUCUUAGUCCUCCAAAUCCCCCUGCCGUCGACCCGUACUAUGCGUCAGCUCGAGAAGACGCAGAAUCAAUAUGGAACAACCCCCUCAAUAUAUCGGAAUUCGGGGGGAUGGGGAAGCGGUUGAGGACGCUGAAAGAAUGGAUGCUACACACUGAUAACACGAAGAUGACACCACAGGAGGAGGAGGACUGGUCGAGUGUGAUUGAAGGCGUGGCUUCCGCACUUGUCCCGUUUAUUCGAAGCCCUCAAUCUGACGGCACAAGAGAUUUGAAGACGCUGCGAGAUAGUUUUGUCCCAGGAUCGAAGGGGUUGGUGAUUACAACGGGCAAGAAGCGCUUCCGCUACGCCUGCCACCUUGUGACAAAUGUGCGACACGUUCUGCGUUCUCAGCUACCCAUUCAAAUUGCAUAUUCUGGAGAGGAAGACCUCCCCGAAGAGUAUCGAGAUCUCAUCACGUCCUUGGCGCCGGAUGUGUCAACUUUUGACGUGACAGCUGUCUUUGACGAUCAAAGCUUAGACUUGCCACAUGGCGGCUGGGCAGUCAAAGCUUUCGCAAUCCUGGGGAGCACUUUCGAGCAAGUCAUGCUACUGGAUGCCGACGACGUCUUCUUCCAGCCACCAGAUGUGAUCUUUGACGAGCAUCCCCAGUACAAAGAAACGGGGACUCUGUUGUUUCACGAUCGCCUUCUCUGGCAAGGCGCCUUCCCGGAGCGGCAUGCAUGGUGGGAAAAGGAACUGGCCGAUGUCGAGCUCAGUGAUACCAUCAAGCAGUCGAAAGUGUACAUGGAGGGCUAUGCAGAGGAAGGUGAUUCCGGUGUGGUGGCGGCUGACAAGUCUCGUCUGGAUGUCUUUAUCGGUCUCCUCCAUAUCGCGUGGCAAAACACGAAAGAGGUGCGCGAAGCCUAUACGUACCGCCAGGGACAUGGUGACAAAGAGAGCUGGUGGUUCGGCUUCGAGCUUACUGGUACUCCCUAUUCUAUGGAACAGCAUUACGCAUCCAUUACUGGACAUAUCAAGAUUGGAGAAUCCGGCAAUCCAGAAGACCGGGUUUGCAGCUUUACUAUUGCUCAUGUCGACCACAAGACGAAACUUCUCUGGUACAAUGGCAGCCUCCUGAAGAACAAGGAAAUCGACUCGGUGGACUUCGACGUGCCCAGGGAAUGGAUGAUCGAUGGGAAUUGGGAGAAAGGCGCGACAAAGCAAGAUAUGAGCUGUAUGAGCGGUGCUCCAGUCCAGCCUAUUGAUCAUGACCUCGUCAAACUGCUGGAGGAUACGGUGGAUCUGGCAAAGAAGAUAGAUGACAAUAUGCGCCAGCAUCUUCCGCAAGCAGUGCCGUGA
Molecule: messenger RNA, 1461 nt
Organism: Capronia epimyces CBS 606.96
Lineage: Eukaryota; Fungi; Ascomycota; Eurotiomycetes; Chaetothyriales; Herpotrichiellaceae
Exons: 1
Coding region: 1-1461 (486 amino acids)
Biological process (GO): protein O-linked glycosylation
Cellular component (GO): Golgi apparatus
Molecular function (GO): alpha-1,3-mannosyltransferase activity
Source: RefSeq, a predicted model, not a curated record